Messenger RNA from Nicotiana tabacum (common tobacco), 576 nucleotides. RefSeq lists its product as uncharacterized. The record is from RefSeq and is a predicted model, not a curated record. NCBI's taxonomy places the organism in Eukaryota, Viridiplantae, Streptophyta, Magnoliopsida, Solanales, Solanaceae.
AUGGCUGAUAAUUUCGAGCUUUGGGAUGUCAUAUGUGAUGGACCUUUCGUCCCUACAAAACCUAUUGGUGACCCAGCUGUAACUAUUCCCAAAACAAGAAAGGAAUUCAAUGACGCUGACCGAAAGGCCAUAGAAAAGAAUUUUCGUGCAAAGAAAAUUCUUAGUUAUGGCAUUGUUCUUGAUGAGUACAACAUGAUUUCAGCAUGCCAAUCAGCUAAUGAGAUAUGGGAAGCUCUCCAAACAGCUCAUGAAGGGACAACACAUGUAAAGCAGUCCCAAAUUGACAUGCUAACCAUAGAGUAUGAGCUUUUCAGAAUGAAGGACAAUGAAUCAAUUCAGGGUAUGUACACUCGCUUCACAUCUAUCAUCAAUGAGCUUCACUCAAAGGGAGAGAUCAUCCCUAGGAACAAACUCGUCAAGAAGAUACUUAGUGUAUUACCUGGUUCUUGGGAAAGCAAGACUUAUGAAAUGAAGAAGAAGAAGGACAAUGAGAGAAGAGAGCUGAAAAGGGAGAAUAACCUGGUCCCCAAGGCGGACAUCAAUGACUUAGGUGGUGAGGAUGCUGAUAUGGCAUAA